Abrus precatorius (Indian licorice) is the source of this 3541-nucleotide messenger RNA. Its product is annotated as aspartic proteinase PCS1-like. NCBI's taxonomy places the organism in Eukaryota, Viridiplantae, Streptophyta, Magnoliopsida, Fabales, Fabaceae. Bases 211 to 1536 code for a protein of 441 amino acids. Gene Ontology annotation, molecular function: aspartic-type endopeptidase activity. The transcript has 2 exons. The record is from RefSeq and is a predicted model, not a curated record. Gene Ontology annotation, biological process: proteolysis.
CAUGAUAAUGUAUUUAGGAUGUGAAACAGAGCAAGACUCACCCUGUUUUAGCUAAAGAAAGAAUCAUAAGAUUCACCCACUCAACCAGAGAAAAACGCGUCCCCAUUCCCUUCCAUUGUUCCUUUCCGAUUCAAUUUCUCUAUAUAAAUACAACCCCCAACCUCACUCUCCACCUUACCCAAUACACUUGGAAAAAGUUUAGAAAAAAAAAUGACUCUGUCUUCAUCUGUUCCACUCUGCAUGCUUCUCUUCUCAUUCAUUUUCUUCUUCACUUGCUCCUCUACCAAACUUAAUCAUGAUAGUAAAAACGACUCUCUUUCCCUCUCUUUCCCUCUAACGUUCUUUCCACUCACCAGAGAGAAACCACUUAAGAACAACCCUCAACAGAGAACCCUUUCUUCCUCUUCUUCGUCAUCAUCAUCGUACAACGUGAAAUCUUCAUUCAAGUACUCCAUGGCUCUGGUUGUUACGCUUCCGAUAGGUACUCCACCGCAGCUUCAACAAAUGGUGUUGGACACGGGAAGCCAACUCUCAUGGAUUCAGUGUCACAACAAGAAAACACCUCCUAAGACGGCGUUUAAUCCUUCUCUCUCUUCUUCUUUCUAUGUCCUCCCUUGCACCCACCCUCUUUGCAAACCACGCGUUCCCGAUUUUACCCUUCCCACAACCUGCGACCAGAACCGCCUCUGCCACUACUCCUACUUCUACGCCGACGGCACUUACGCCGAGGGCAAUCUCGUCCGGGAAAAACUCACUUUCUCCUCUUCCCAAACUACCCCUCCACUUAUCCUCGGCUGCGCUACUGAAUCCAGCGACGCCAGGGGCAUUUUGGGAAUGAACCUCGGUCGCUUGUCUUUCCCCUCUCAAGCCAAAAUUACCAAAUUCUCCUAUUGUGUCCCCGCCCGUCAAACCCGACCCGGAACUAUCCCAACUGGGUCGUUCUACCUCGGAAACAACCCGGCUUCGUCACGGUUCCGUUACGUUAACAUGUUGACCUUUGGUCAAAGUCAUCGUAUGCCGAAUUUGGACCCCUUAGCCUACACUCUCCCAAUGCAAGGAAUUAAAAUCAACGGCAAAAGACUGAACAUCCAGCCUUCGGUUUUCAGGCCCAACGCUGGCGGGUCGGGCCAGACCAUGAUUGAUUCCGGAUCCGAAUUCACGUUUUUGGUGGACGAGGCUUACGGUAAAGUGCGGGAGGAAAUAGAGAGAGUGGUGGGACCCAAAUUGAAGAAGGGGUACGUGUACGGUGGAGUUUCUGACAUGUGUUUUGAUGGUGAUGCGAUGGAGAUCGGACGGUUGGUAGGGGACGUAGUUUUCGAGUUCGAGAAGGGCGUGGAGAUUGUGAUUCGGAAAGAGAGGGUGCUUGCAGACGUGGGCGGUGGGGUCCACUGCGUGGGAAUCGGAAGGUCAGAAAGAUUGGGUGCGGCGAGUAACAUUAUUGGCAACUUCCAUCAGCAGAAUCUCUGGGUGGAGUUUGAUCUGGCCAAUCGUAGAGUGGGAUUCGGUGAGGCUGAUUGUAGCAGAUCCAUAAACUAAGUAAACAGUAUCACACGACGGGAUACCGAUCGUGUGCGUGGCGGUGCAUGUCGUUAUCAUGCGUAGGCUCACUCGUUUUUAAAAUUUUAAAGCUUAUUAGGGAGCGGUCUUCGAGGAGAAGAAAGAGGUCUUCCGUGGUGUGUAGGCGUAAACGUCAACGUUUUGGACGGAUGCAAGAUGUGGGGCUUCGCUUCGUAGCUCUUUCAAAAGAACGAUGCGUCAAAGCUCAUAAUCAAAUCGUGUACAUUAAUCUGAAUGAGACUGAUGUAUAUAUCUCCAUUACAGGGUUCCAAUCAAUAAUGUUGUGUCUAUAAUUUCUGUUUGUAAUUAGAUAAGCUUCAAGGAGAUACAAAAUAAGGUGAAGUGCUGUCCACUAAUUUAAAUAUAAAUUUGUUUGAACCCACUUAAUUUUAUUUUCAACCCAUGUCAUGUCAUUAAAGAUCAUUAAUUUUUAUGAUAAUUAAUUUAAAGUUUAUUUAUAUCCAUCAGUUGAAUCAGUCGAUAAAUUAAUAUGUAUUUAUGCUAAUUAUUUUGGAAAUGUUUGCUCAAAACGAACAGAAGAAUUGAUAAGUAGAGAUGGGUUAUUUUCAGAUUAACUUGCAUGUGUUUGACAAUUGUUGCCCCCACCUAAAUGAUAAAAAGGUUGAUCCAUUGUAUUGUAACUUGGUACUAUUUAUGAGUGCUAGAAACAGGGCACCCAAGUUGGAGUUCAUGAAGUAUCUUUAUCAAUACAGUUACCGAUCCAAGUUGUAGAGAGUAGUAGUGUUGAAGUGGAAAUAUGGAUAUGAUUUAAUAAGAUACCAACUGAUUAAUGAGGCCACACACCUUUUCUUAACAGAAUGGACAUUUUAACAAAGCUUCACCACAACGCCCUCGUGGUGAAAGAGACACAGCAUUCAUAAAACAAGGAUAAUAAAUAUCUAAAUUAUCUUAUAAAAUAAGCAACCUCAAAUUAAAUCUAACAAAAAAUUUACUUGUAAAAAAAUAACGCAAUUUUUAAUAUAAUAAUUUAUCUUAAUUAAUUUACUUAAAAUAAAAUUAUUUAUCUCGUUUUUUAAAAAAAGGGGAAAAGACAUAGUUCCCGACACUAACAUCGUUCACAUGAUUAUGAAAAACGUGUGUUGUUUAGUUAAGGAUAAAAUCUAGCUUUUACCCUUUUUCUCUUUAACCUUGGUGUACGUGGCUUUUCUAUACGCCUCCAUUGUUUCACAAUUAUUUUCCCCUCCUAAAUUACUUUACCUUCAAUCAAAGAAUAGUUUUCAGUUCCAAAUCUUGCCAUCCAAGGGAUAAAGCUCUCUCUUUUGGUUCGAUUAUAUGUUACACAAUUCAAAGUGUUAACAUAAAGUAAAAUUAUCUUCAAAUAUCUCCGCACAUCUUACCUUUACAAAGAGUUUUAUAAACUUCUUUAUGCACCCAUUAAUUUAAUUCUUUCUUUCUCUUAGAUCUCUUCAUUACAUCUCAAUACUCUUUUAUAAAGCAUUGUUGAUAAAGCUACACAUGUAGUAACCACAAAACCAUGGUGAGGAAGUUGUAAAAGGAAGGACAAUAGGGAAUGAAUAAUAAUGGAAAAUUAAUAGCAGUUAAAAGGAGUGAUCACUCCUCGUGAACUUUUUUGGCUUUGCCUUGUAUGUGAUGCAUGAUAUGAUAAAUACUUUUUAUUCAGUGUGCGAUAGUGAAAUUACUUUAUAACUAACAAAGAGAAAGACAGUCUUUGCAACUGGCUCGUGUCCCUUGCUUUGGGUCAAAUCUGUGAAGUUUUAAUGCAUAAAAUAUUUAUGAAUCAUCAUAAUAAUUAUUUUCGUUGGCCAACUAUAGAAAAUUAAUUUCUUAAUUUCAGGAUUUUUUAUUUUUAAAAAUAUAAUUUUCUGAAAAUACUUUUUGAAUUCAAAGACUCUCUUAUCUUUAAUUGAAACAUCGUUCCUUUAUUACAAAAAUUUUCAUAUUACAAAUUAGAUUUAAGAGACAUAUUUGAAUUAUGUUGUAGAGAUCUAUUCUUUAAAGGUUU